CUUGCUGUAGCCAGCGAUGGCUCCGGGUGGCCCUGAAAUUCUUUCCUCUGCAGACAGCAAGGCGGAAUGUCUUUUCUCCUUGGAGAUGUUGGUGCAUGAUGUGAGGGUAGACUGUGCAACCUUGGCAUUGAGGGAAAUGCCUUUGCCGACUGUGGCUUUCCGCUUAUUGGAGUUCCCCACCGUGCUUCUGUACCCGAAGCCUGGUUAUUUGGAUGAAGAUGUGGACCUUGAUUACGCGCCGGGACUUUUACAGUUGUCUUUCGAUCGGGGGAAAUCAUGCAUGUUCAGGCAGAGCAUCUCGUCGCUGCACAGGUUACUGUCCAACACUCCUUUGUACGUAUUACUGCUAGACCUGCGACCCAAUGUCCCAUUACUGUUGGGAAGUUGUCUGAUUUCGCUCUCUGAGACGGUGAUGUUGUUGAAAGAAGCAUUGGAAAAAGGAAACGAGGGUCUUCCUGCAGCACCUUGCUGGAAAGGUCAUAGUGGGAGACACAUGCUGCACGACCUCAUGGGCAGAAAGGUUGGUAGUAUUUCCUUGAGUUACCGGCUGCUGUGUUUAGGGGAAAGUGUAGUGGGACACAUGCAGUUAAACAGAGAGCCAGAAGAAGGUUGCAGACCUUUGGACAAUGCUCCAAAUGGAUCAGCAGAUUGUGUGCCUGAAAAUAGAUCUGUUGAACAAAUGGCAAAGGUUCUUGAACAAAUUCCACCACCUGUAAUAGAUUCAGCACAUAGUCCGCCAGCACCAACUGCAGCAGAAAAAUCAAUCAAAAUAGACAACAAGGAUCCCUUGGCUAAAAAAACAAAGAUAUGUCGGCAAAAUCAAUCAACUGUGCCAACAAUGGCACAUCAAGAAGGCAGGUGCUCUUCAGGCUCGGAUGUGGGAGACAGAUUGUCCGAUCUUGAGAAUGAAGCCAACGUUCAUUGUCCUCCACCACUUUAUUACCACUGCAAUUCUAAGGCCGAGCUAGUUUCUGAAGAGCUUCCUGAAGUGAGUAGGUCUUUUGGUGGUGUUAAAGUUAAUGCAGAGGAAGAUCACCUGUCUGAGGCAGAACCUGAAAAGGUUCCCCGGAAAAACAUUAACCACAGCAAACCAACCUGCAAUAUGAAUGUUGGGGAAAUAGAAAAAACGCAGCUGCAGCAACAGACAAGAUCUGCUCUCAGUCAGUUGCCCUUAUUAAAUGCUUUGCUCUUAGAACUAUCUGUUUUAAACGAUCAACUCCCAAGGGCUGCGGAGGCAAGUAUUUCUUCAAGGUUAGCAUGGCUUUACACAAAUGGUGCCAAUGCUGAAACGAUAGAGCCCAAAUCACCUUCAUUGGAGAAAGCAGCAAAGAAACCACCAUCUCCAAAAAUAAGACGAAAUAAACCAGAGGGCUUUUCAAGAUCUCCAUCUGCCACAACGUCCACAAAAGAACAAGAAAAAAGCAAAGAAUGUAUAAACGUUACCUCUUCCGCACCACAGGCAAAUGCGCAUGGCAAGAAAAAACUAAUUUACGGGAUUACAAACACAUUUAAGCUACGUCUUCAGCAGACCAAUCCUAAUGUACUAUUGAAGCAUGAAAGGAGAGAGCAGCGAAGGAAAGAGCUAAUCGAGUUUUCACAGCAAAAGAAGAUAAGGCAGAAAGGAAUAUUGUCAAAAGGUAGAAUUUCCCAAAGUUCUGUCAAGAAAAAACAAAAAGGAGGCCUUCACAGAUCCCUUGAUGAAAAUGUAGAAACUUUAAUACAAGGAGGAGAACGUAAGAUUGGUACUUUCCUCAACCAUGAGGCUCUUGAUGCUAAUAUAAUAGAAAGUCAUUGGGGCAAUUUUGCUACAAAGGGACAGCAUGGAAAAAGAGAUGGACUCUCCAUGAAAAAUUCUACUUCCGUAGCUGAUGAAGAUCUGGAGAGACAUUUAAAAUUACACCUGUCCAAGUCAUCACUUCGGACUUCUGAAGUCAGUGACCACGAAGAUUUAAAUCAUUCUCAUGUAGUGGCUGGGCGAAAUACUUCGAGCAGCCCCAAUGGCAGGGUAUCUGCAGACUUGCUUGCCAGCCAAGACUACACAGGAUACUCAGAUGAUUUUACAAGUGUUGAUUUUACUGGGAGGUAUUCAGAUGCUUUUGACAGCAGUCCGGAACCAGUAUUGCCUGGUCAUAACAGGGAUCUAUCCAACAGUGAUUCGGAAAGUGGCAGUAACUCUAACUAUAACUCCGUAACUCCUAGCAUUUCAACCCCACAGCCUACCGUUUCAAACGCGUCUCCGGUUCAAUCGUACAAAACAACCAUGAGGAAUCAAAAGCGACAACAAAUACGCAUACCCCUAGCUGUUUCUUAUCGUGACGAUAAUGAUGACCAGUCUGAUAAAAACUCCGAAAGUGGAGGAGAAAGAAGUAAACACGACAAAGUUCAGCACGUGAACCGUGAAAGCCCCAGGCUUAAAAGCGGUCCACAACGAGAUGAUGCGCUUACAGAAAGUGAAUCUUAUUCUUACGACAAAAAUAUUUCUGCAAGGACAUCUAAAGUCAGUGUACUUUCCAAUCUGUCUGGGGAGGACGUGAGUUCUCAGGAUAGCACUACUCAGCGCUCAGAACAAAACCAAACGCAAAAAAGUUUAUUGAAGAACAUAUCAGAUAUUCAAGUAAACAAACUUCAAGGAUAUACUUUGUAAAUGUAGAUACUCAUUUUAAAUGUAUUUAUUUUACUU
This is a messenger RNA of Spea bombifrons (plains spadefoot toad), 2680 nucleotides long. It is a transcript of the gene MAP10, whose product is annotated as microtubule associated protein 10. The transcript has a single exon. Gene Ontology annotation, molecular function: microtubule binding. Gene Ontology annotation, biological process: cytoplasmic microtubule organization; positive regulation of cytokinesis; mitotic spindle midzone assembly. NCBI's taxonomy places the organism in Eukaryota, Metazoa, Chordata, Amphibia, Anura, Pelobatidae. Gene Ontology annotation, cellular component: midbody; cytoplasmic microtubule; centrosome. The record is from RefSeq and is a predicted model, not a curated record. Bases 17 to 2644 code for a protein of 875 amino acids.